AUGGCCUCACCCUCCCAUUCCACUGCCUCCUCUAACUCCACCACCGGCGAGAUCGUCCUUCCUCCCGCUCCUCCGUCCGUGAUUCAAGUCCAACUACAGCCAGUGGCGGUGCUUCUUCGACUCCAUCCUCGGCAAGUUCGGCUUGGUGACACACGUCUCGUCCCGUCGCCCCUCGACGAGCCCGACACCGAGUGGCUGCAGACCGAGCACUGCGUCGUCAACUGGUUCUACACGACGUUGCACAAGUGUGUCUUCAACAUCGUCUACAAGCCGCGCGCCUCCGCCUUCACCAUCUGGGUGGACAUUGAAGGGCUCUUCCGCGACAACAAGAUGCAGCGCGCUGUGUACCUGGAGGCCGAGUUCCGCAGCCUCCGUCAAGACGACAUGAGCAUCACCGACUACACCACGCGCCUCAAGACCCUCGCCGAUAGCCUCCGCUACCUCGGCCAGCCCGUCUCCCAACCCAGCCAGUGCUCAAUCUCAUUUGGGGUCUCCAUCCGAGGUAUCGCCAUCUCAAGCGAGUGGUACCUGGACCAGAACGGUGACGCUCCGAUGUGA
Messenger RNA from Panicum hallii, 558 nucleotides. RefSeq lists its product as uncharacterized. The record is from RefSeq and is a predicted model, not a curated record. The transcript is spliced from 2 exons. Lineage: Eukaryota; Viridiplantae; Streptophyta; Magnoliopsida; Poales; Poaceae. The coding region runs from base 1 to 558 and encodes 185 amino acids.